CGGCCGGCGGCCGGCCGGCGGAAGGGCGCGACGCCACGCCCGCCCGGCCCUCGCUGAUGGAUGAUCUGGCCGUCUCGGACGAUUCCUCGGACUCGGACUCGGUUCCCAGCUCGCAGAACUCGUCCUCGUCGUCCUCGUCGUCCUCCUCCGGUGCCUCGUCCUCGUCCUCCGCUCCCGGUGCCCCAUCACCUCCGUCGUCGAGCGUCUCGCCAGCGGUGGGCAGUGCGUCUGGCACCGCGCCGCCUGCCUCGCCGCACGUGGUGCGCCCGAUGGACGCGUCUGGCGAGCCGCUGCCCUGGAACCGCACCAACGACCCGCUGGGUAUCGGGUUUGCGGCCGAGCUGCUGUACCGGCCGCCGGAGCGCGGGCCGGGCUCCCCCAACGUCAGCUACUGCGUCCUCUGCUGGGACGGCGGCGACCUGGUGCUCUGUGACUACUGCGAACGGGCCUUCCACCGCGACUGCUACGUCGGCGAGGUCGAGGACGACGCGGAAGGCCAGUGGCGGUGCCUGCUGUGUUCGGAGCCGCCACGGCUGGCCGGGCCGGACCGCCCCCGCCCUGAGCGGCUCCUGGCCUCCGCCGACCUCCUCAUGGCACGCCGCCUGCUGCUCGAGCUGUAUGCCGCCUAUUAUCCUUGCCUCUACUUCAGGAGCCGCAGUAACUUGGAGCUACUGCCAGAGUGGAGGAAACUCAAGGACCCGAUCUGCCUGGACGACAUCAAGGAGCGCCUGAGCCAUGGGAAAUACACCUCACUCAUGGACCUCCUCAAGGCGCUGAAGCGUCUGAUGGACAUGAUACGGUCCCUGAAGAAGGGGAGCGUCGGGAGGAAGUACCUGAAGGAGCUGGAAGAGGUGUUCGACAGCUUUGUUCGCGACCACAUGCACGAGUUCUGGUUACAGUUAGACGAAUCAUCGUCCCGGUAACCCAGCGUCUUCGGCGUCGGUUGGCGGCACAAUGUGUUGUGCGAUUCCGUUGCGCCCCGAACGUCGGGGCAUUGUCGGUGGUGAUUCAAAGUAUUCUCCCACGUCCGCUGUUACUUUUGUCCUGUUGUGGUUCUGGGGAGAUGCCGAACUGCGUCAUUUUAUUUUUUUAAGCGUUACAGUCAAGAGAUUAAGAGAGAAACCAAAGCUGACAAUGUUUAUGGUGUAAUAAUGCCUUUCAGUUGUGUGUGUUUGUGGCAUUGUCCGCGAAGCGCACGAGGAUACAAUGGCGGCUGUGGUUUUUCGGUCGCAUAUCAUGGAAUUUAUAUCAAGGGGGCCAAGUUAAGGUAAACGGUGAUGCCAAGCCACUGUUAGGACAUGCCAUGGGGUCGCUAAUUACAUAUUUGCAUGACACAUCCUUGAUGAAACUUAACAUUUUCGUAAUAUAUGCGAAUGAUUGCUUUAUAACAUCGUUUAACCAAUGCCUUUUGUUGCACUGAAAGUAGUUU
Messenger RNA from Pollicipes pollicipes, 1429 nucleotides. RefSeq names its product nuclear body protein SP140-like protein. Gene Ontology annotation, molecular function: protein binding; DNA-binding transcription factor activity, RNA polymerase II-specific. The record is from RefSeq and is a predicted model, not a curated record. NCBI's taxonomy places the organism in Eukaryota, Metazoa, Arthropoda, Thecostraca, Pollicipedomorpha, Pollicipedidae. Gene Ontology annotation, cellular component: nucleus. The transcript is spliced from 4 exons. Gene Ontology annotation, biological process: regulation of transcription by RNA polymerase II. Bases 57 to 923 code for a protein of 288 amino acids.